Molecule: messenger RNA, 1525 nt
Organism: Danio rerio (zebrafish)
Lineage: Eukaryota; Metazoa; Chordata; Actinopteri; Cypriniformes; Danionidae
Source: RefSeq, a predicted model, not a curated record
UAAAUAGAGGACUCCGACGCCUCAGAAGUCAGCACCUCAACAUGUGGACAAUCUCAAGCACACUUUUGCUGAUCUGCUGCCUCCGAGCAGCUCUCGCUCAGUGGCAAGAUGUGAUCGAAUUUCUUACGAAAGGCACUAAAGAUGAAUGCUACAUGAGCGUGACCGGAUCGGGGGAUCUGACCAAGCUGCGCAUCACCUGCCAGGGGGACGAACGCUCCUACUGGUGCGAAUACCAGGGUAGACCCAAAGUCUGUCGCUCGUACAAUGGCAACCCAGUGCAUUACUACAGGCAGAUCAUGUGGAGCCUCCGCAAGCUGCCCAACGCUUGCCAGGGCCAGCGCGUCUAUAAGCCUUUAAUGUGCAAGAGAGCCACCGACGAUGCUCAGAUGGUCUUCACCACUUCAUCCUCAGCAGAUGCCGUGCCAAGAGACCGACCCGAGCCGAUGAGACCAGCACAGAAACCCAUGCCAAAGCCUACUAGGCCACAGCCGUUAAGAACUGCUCCAGCCAGGCCAAGUCCAUACAAAGUUAUCAAAGUCUACCCACCGAAGAAAGUUACACCCAGACCAACUGAGCCCGUGCCGACUACGCAGGUGCCCUUGAGUGAAGCCAACAGACUUGCUCAGGACUAUUGCUGGCGCUCCUUACAUAGUGCAUGCUCCUUCGUCAUAGGGCUGUUCAGAAGCUAAGAGCAAGUUACUCACAAUCCCUGCAGGCAACAAAUGCUAUUCAGGACGACUCCAAAUAUCAGACAACUUGGACUGAAGAAGACUAAUAAGAAGGUGUGUGUGAUAAGCAGGGCCAGACAGAAUCUGCGGACAUUUUUUGCUAUUUGUGUGAAGGUUUAACAAAAAAUAAUCUGCAGAAUAUUUUUGGAAGUAUCAUAACUAAAAACGUAAAAUAAGAAAGAUCUUAAAUCUUUUAUUUAAUGUUUACAAUGCAAAUCCAAUUAGAUCCACUUAUUUGGAUGAUAAAGCAAGUGUCUCAUACAAUAUAUCUACUAAAAGGCAAAAAAUAUUACAUUUCAAACUGUAUUGUAAAUAAAUCAAAUGAACAUUUUCAUGUCAAUAAUAUUACAAAAAAGUUAUUUAAAAACUGAAUAAAUUUACACACAUUUACGCUAGUAAAUAAAUAGACUUGAUGGGCGUAAUAUCUGCGGAAAUCUGCAAGUUUCUGCACACACAGAUUCCGUCUGGACCUAGUGAUAAGUCUGACAGGAAUUGGCGAAAUCACUCCCUGCUAUAUAUUUUAUAUCUUUGUACAGAAUCAAAUGUUAUCAGAAUACAGCAGAAAACAUGACUAAUUAGCCAUCAUCUGUUGAGCAUGUUUUGUUCUCUAAAUCGGCUAUAUGUACUGUAUAUUCAUCUUUCCUGUUGUGUAUUUAUACGUUAGGAUUUCUCAAAGCUGUAAAAUCACUUAACAUGCUGUCGAUGUGUUUACUACAUUUUAAAGUGUGUAGAUGAUACUCAAAUGCAUACAUGUUGUUGUUUUUCUGAGUGUGUGCUAUAAAUAAAUGUUCAUCCUU